Mesorhabditis spiculigera is the source of this 1440-nucleotide messenger RNA. Lineage: Eukaryota; Metazoa; Nematoda; Chromadorea; Rhabditida; Rhabditidae. The record is from the annotation of a GenBank genome assembly.
AUGGGCGCGAGCGAGAGUAUGCCCAUCCCGGGUGGCGGCACCGAGGGCUACCACGUCCUGCGGGUCCAAGACAACUCGCCCGGGCAGCACGCCGGUCUCGAGCCCUUCUUCGACUACAUCGUCUGCAUCGGAAACACGCGUUUGGACAAGGACAACGACGUGAUGAAGGAGGUGCUGAAGCAGCACAUCGAGAAGCAGCUCGAGCUCACCGUCUACAACAGCAAGACCCAGAGCGUCCGCCAGGCCACCAUCGUCCCCUCGAAUAUGUGGGGCGGCCAGGGUCUUCUUGGCGUCUCCAUCCGCUUCUGCUCGUUCGACGGGGCCUCGCAACACGUCUGGCACGUGCUGUCGGUGCAGCCGAAUUCUCCAGCUUCCAUUGCCGGGCUCGUUUCGGACACGGAUUACAUCCUUGGCGCCGAAUCGGUGCUGAACCAGGCCGAUGACUUGGCCGCCCUGGUCCAGGCUAACGAGGGCCGCCCGCUGAAGUUGUACGUCUACAACGUCGAUUCGGAUGUGGUGCGCGAGGUGACGCUGACCCCGAAUUCGGCUUGGGGAGGCGAAGGAUGCCUGGGAUGCGACAUUGGAUACGGAUACUUGCAUCGAAUCCCGCUCUCCACUGAGAGGCCUGCCGGGCGUCCCGUGCCUCAGCGAGCCCCAUCGGCUGCUACCGUCCAGCCGCCGACCGCCGGCUUCACCGGCAUCCCACAGGUGGACCAGGUACUCCCUCAACAGCAGCCCCCAUCAUUCCCCGAUCCGUCCAAAUUUGCCGCCCAGCCUCCAAAUCAGUUUGGCACCCCCCAGGGCUACCCAUUGCCCCCGGCGCCGAACAUGACGACGUCGCUGCCCGCCCCACCUGCCCCGUUGCCCCCAUAUUCGGUGGACCAGCUCAACUACCAGGCGCAGCAGAUGAACAUCUCCGGCCAUUCGACGCCCGCCCCGGUGCCGCAGCCCGUUCCACAGCCACCGCCGCCUACUGAGCAGCACACCCCCUCGCCGACGCCGCAAGUCUACGCACCGCCGCCUCAGCAGCAGCAGCAGCAAAGCUGGGCCCCGCCUCCGCCACCGGCCGCUUCUACCCCCCAGCCGCACUACCAACAAGCCCCGCCUGCCCAGCAGUAUCCGACCAGUGUUGCUUAUCCCCCGGCUCCACCGCCUCCCAGCGCCUACCAGCAAAACUACUACCAGCCGCCGGUGGCCCCGCAGCAGCCUGCUUACACCGCCGUUCCAUCCCCGAUGCCGGCCAUGUUCUCAUCUCCUCCGGCUCCGGUUGCCUCGAUGCCACCCACUUCUUACGGAGGCCCACCACCGCCCAUCCAAUUCCCGAUGCCGUCCCUGUCGUCGAUCGGCAUCUCCAACCUGGCCGCCCCUCCGCAAGGCGUCUACUACCCGCACCAGCAGCAGAAUGCCGUCCCGCCACCCCCGCAGACGGGCUACUACCAG